Molecule: messenger RNA, 2804 nt
Organism: Colias croceus (clouded yellow)
Lineage: Eukaryota; Metazoa; Arthropoda; Insecta; Lepidoptera; Pieridae
Product: solute carrier family 12 member 8
Exons: 11
Coding region: 111-2069 (652 amino acids)
Biological process (GO): potassium ion homeostasis; chloride transmembrane transport; potassium ion import across plasma membrane
Cellular component (GO): membrane
Molecular function (GO): potassium:chloride symporter activity
Source: RefSeq, a predicted model, not a curated record
UAAUAUGUGAAUUCUGAUUGCGUUUUUUUUUUGUGCUUCGGCUUUAAUAAACAAUGUUUACUCAAUGAGAUUUUUAAAUUUAAUUGUUAAAUUAGAAUAAAGUUACCACAAUGGACCAAAGUAAUAGAUCAAGAAGGACUGAUUUAGAUGUGGCUAGUUUUCAAAGUGGAGAACCAGGCUUUGAUAGAGCACGUAUGAGAAGACAAUCUGGAGGUUUUGUAGAUUUAGGAAAUGAAUCACAAUAUGGUACAGGUGGACAUCAAGCUUCAGGGGCAAACGAGAUAUUUGCAGACGUGCAGGGAGAUGUGCCGUGGUGGAAAUCUAAUUUCUUCAUUUCCCAGCCAGUGCUCUUUGGAACAUGGGAUGGGGUAUUUACGUCAUGUCUUAUAAAUAUUUUUGGAGUUAUUGUUUUCUUGAGGUCCGGCUGGAUGGUCGGACAAGCUGGUUUAAUCAAUGCUAUAUUAAUAGUAAUUUUUACAGUUUUUGUAGCUUUGAUCUCAGUAUUGUCUGCUGUGGGAAUUUGUGAAAGAUGCAGAAUUGAAAGUGGUGGUGUGUACUUUUUGCUGGCUCAUACACUGGGAUCCAGAAUGGGUGGUGCAUUGGGAAUGAUUUAUUGUUUUGGGCAAGCUGUAGGAUGUGCUUUAAAUGUGUUUGGUUUUGGGGAAUCAAUGGCGAGUCUGGUUGGCACAGACAACACUUGGGCAGCCCGUGGGUUUGCUGUUUCAGCAGUUCUAUUAUUAGGUACAAUCAAUGUUGCUGGAGUCAAAUGGGUUAUCAAAUUGCAAUUUGUACUACUGCUGAUUAUUUUAGUAGCAGCAUUGGACUUUUUUGUGGGUUCAUUUACUACUGUUCCAAAUGUUGAAUUUAAAGGAUGGCUUGGUGGAACAAUAGCCAAUAACACAUGGGCAGACUACCAGGAUGGAUACACAUGGUUUAAAUGUUUUGGUGUAUUUUUCCCCACUAUAACUGGUAUACUAGCAGGUAUUAACAUGAGUGGCGAUCUGAGAAAUCCUUCCUUAAAUAUACCUAAUGGAUCAUUAGCUGCCAUCAGUACUGGGACUUUUCUGUAUCUUAUGUUUGUCAUAACAUUGGCAGCAACCGUAACAAGGGAGGCUUUGCUUACAAAUUUCUCUAUAACAGCUGACAUGUCUGCAGUCAAAAUUCUACUGCUCGCUGGUUUAUAUGUCAGUUCUAUGAGUUCCUGUCUGGGCGCUAUGUAUGGAACACCAAGAGUAUUACAAAGUAUUAGUAUUGAAAAAGUCAUACCUGGUUUAGACGCCUUAGGACAUGGGCGAGGGCCUAAUAAAGUGCCCAUUUACUCCAUGAUCGUAGUAGCAGUAGUGACCGUUACAUUCAUCAUCAUUGGCGACAUCAAUAAACUUGCACCAAUUGUUACCAUGCCCUUCCUGAUCACAUAUGCUAGUAUUGAUUAUUCUUACUUUGCUCUCGCUCAAACAUUUGAUUUACAACACAGACGUGAAAUGAGAUUUCAGGGUCAUUCACAAAGGGACACCCAGGUUUAUGGCGCAACUGGAAGUGAUUUGGAUUUAUUGUUUCCUGAAAGAAUCCGCCAUAAAACAGUUGGCGAUUUCACGCCUUCACCGACUGAUUCCGCAAUCAUGAAUGGACGUGCGUCAAAUGGCGAUGUGCGUCCUGCUGUAAAUGUGCAUUCGAAAAAUAAAAACUGGUAUUCCCACUUGUGUAAUAGGUGGUUAUCUCUUGCUGGUGUGGCAAUAAAAUUGCUAUUGAUGUUGUUAGUGCACUGGAUGUAUGCUCUCGGUUGUUUGUUAAUAUUAUGGCUGCUAUGGCUCUACAUUGGUGCGGCUAAUCCCGCCGUGAAACCUGGUCGUGCAUCCGAAUUCCACUUUUUCCAUUGGUUGAAGAUAUCGUUCUUGCAAGCUAUCGGGAAACGCCCAUUAGAAUAUGAGCAACUGGUAGUCACUCCAGUGCAUGCUGACGUGUCUAUGGAACAAGAAAGACUGAAUGACGAUAAUGAAGACUUCGCGUCUCGCAGACGCUACCACCAAUCCACGGCUCUGCAGACACACCUCGUUAGUGUUGAUAGUUAAAUAUACACUAUCUCUUAUAUUAGGAUUAAGGAAACGAAAACGAUGUGCAUUAAUCUAAAAUUGUUGUGAUAAAUUUUGUGAAUUGAAAUGUGCAGGAAAUGUGUGGCAAUAAGUGACAACGAUUCAUUACCAAUUGUUUUAGAAACUUAAUUUUAAAAAAUAUGUCUGCCUUUCAUUCCAUUUAUAAUAAUUUGACCAAUUAGAUAAUAAUAAAAUGGUCCAAUUGUAUUAUGAUUGGAAAUUAUGUAGGCAUUCCAAAUUCAAAUUCAUUAUUAUUUAAAAUUGGGUUACAAAGAGGUUUAUUUUUUCUAACGAGAUAUUUAUUAUUCUCUCCAUCUACUAAAGGCUCCGGUUUUGGCCAAAUAGCUCACUAAUAGCACUGAAUGUAUUAUUUUGUGUUAAUAUAAAGAGUAUGGACCAUGACUAAUCUAUAAGAAAUGUUCAUUACCUAUUGCUUAUUUACUGGAUAUCCGCGGACUGUAAUUACAGUGUCGCUGCAAGCUGAUAAGCAUUUGCCAAAAGCUAGAAUUAGGUACCUACCUAACAUAAUUUACUCAUAUCCAUUAUUAUGAUACACCUUUAUUCAUAUUUUUACUUCCUGCAUUCUUGACUUUUACUUUCAAGUUAUUAUGUUUAUUCAAGUGAAGAUCCAAUAAUAAUAAUAAAAAAAUCAUUAAAAUCCAUUUAGCCGUUCUUGAGUUAUAAGUGGUCUAACACAUUUUUUUAACAUUUUAU